Messenger RNA from Capsicum annuum, 1494 nucleotides. RefSeq names its product dof zinc finger protein DOF2.5. The record is from RefSeq and is a predicted model, not a curated record. The coding region runs from base 303 to 1199 and encodes 298 amino acids. Lineage: Eukaryota; Viridiplantae; Streptophyta; Magnoliopsida; Solanales; Solanaceae. The transcript is spliced from 3 exons. Gene Ontology annotation, biological process: regulation of DNA-templated transcription. Gene Ontology annotation, molecular function: DNA-binding transcription factor activity; DNA binding.
AUCUAUAUGAUAAUAUCCCCUCUUUGAAAUCCGGACAAAAGUUAAGAUACAAAAAAGUGUUUGUUAUUUCUAAAGCUGUAGUAGUCAAAACAAACACAUAAUAUCUCCCUUCAUCUUUUUUAAUUCCCAUCAUUUGAUCUGGAAAGUAAAGCUAACCCCAUUAAAGCCAACACACAAACAACUCAAAAACAUUCUUUCUUUCUUGUAUGUACUAAAGACACACCUCCAACAAACCAGCUCUAAAUUAAUUUUCUCUCAGCCUUUCUACCUUUUUUUGUUUUUUUUUUUGUCUUCUCAGAUUUAUGGAGACUACUCAAUGGUCGACGCAGGUGGAAAUCGGAGCUGUGAAAUCAUCGAUGGGUGCCGAAAUAGGUUCAAGGCCAGGUGGAGAAAUAAUUAAUAAGAAGGCGAGGCCAGUGAAGGAUGGAGCAAUAAAUUGUCCUAGGUGCAAUUCAACAAAUACAAAGUUUUGUUACUACAACAAUUACAGCCUGACUCAACCAAGAUAUUUCUGCAAGACUUGUAGAAGGUAUUGGACUGAAGGUGGAACUCUUAGGAAUGUUCCUGUUGGUGGUGGUUCUAGGAAAAACAAAAGAUCUUCUUCUUCCCAAAAAGUUCUUGAUCUGAACCCUAAUUUGAAUAGUCAUGUUCCAGAUCAUCAGCUUCAUCAAAACCCUAAUAAGAUUAAUAUUGUUGGAAGUACUAGCCAAGAUCUUAGCCUCGGGUUUCGAACUGUGCCACAUGAUCAUCAGACGUCGUUCCAUGGUGUCCUCCCUCAGUUUCUUGAAUUGCCAAAGAUGGAUGCCAGCAACAAUCAUCUAGGUAGCACACAAAUUUCAGCUCUGGAGCUGCUUAGGACUGGAAUUGCUUCAAGAGGGUUCACUUCAUUCAUCUCCUCACCAUCAACACCAGAUUUGAAUGCUUUAUACAGUACUUCAGGAUUUCCAUUUCAAGAAUUAAAGCUUAGUGGUGGUAAUACUCAUGAUCAUACAGCUUCUUUGAGUAAUUAUCCAAGUGGAGGGCCAGGGGUUCAAGAAAAUGGAGGUGCAAGAAUAAUGUUCCCUCUAGGAGGAUUGAAGCAACUUUCAAGUACAAAUGAAGCUGAUCAUCACCAUCAUCAGACAAAGGGACAGGAGAAUAAUAAUUCAAAUGCUGGAUUAUAUUGGAAUGGGAUGUUAGGUGCUGGAGGAUCCUGGUAAACCAAAGGAAUAAUAAUGUGCACAAAUCUCUUUUUUUUUUUUUUUUGGAACAAUUUUUUUCACGUGAGAUUACGUUGGGUAUGUUGUUGUACGAUGCUUUGGUUACCAGUAAUUUGUUUGGUGAUGUUUAAUUAGAACGAAGUACUAACAUAGAAGAUAGUUGAUCUCGUUCCAUUGUUGUUAAUUUGGUCUAUGAUUACUUUGAGGAAUUAAGCUAAGCUUGAUUGAAGUUAGCUUCUAGGGUUUCUGUAUUAGUAUGUAUUUAUUAUAUAUAUGAUCAUUAUAACUACCUUAA